Oncorhynchus gorbuscha (pink salmon) is the source of this 5389-nucleotide messenger RNA. RefSeq lists its product as uncharacterized. The coding region runs from base 117 to 3332 and encodes 1071 amino acids. The transcript is spliced from 11 exons. NCBI's taxonomy places the organism in Eukaryota, Metazoa, Chordata, Actinopteri, Salmoniformes, Salmonidae. The record is from RefSeq and is a predicted model, not a curated record. Gene Ontology annotation, biological process: cell communication. Gene Ontology annotation, cellular component: connexin complex.
CCAUAAUUUCGGCCACGCCGCCAUUAAACCUCAAAGAAGAAUCAAAUGAAGUGACACGCUGUCAGAUUACAUUCUCAAAUAAAAACGUUUUGGUCCAGCCUCAUCAGUCACUAAUAAUGCCGCUGCAGCAGAGUCCUGUGUGGUUUCCCACCGACCUCACUGUCACCAACAGAUGUAUAAUGUACAAACUGCUCGUCUUGGAGGACGCCAGGAAAACACUGGACAAACAACUACGACAUUUAACCGAAAAGGCCAACGUGGAAGUCCGAAGCUUCCUGAGCGCGCCUCAUCCUAUCAAUAUGCUGGACAACCUCGUCAGGUCUUUGGAUGCUAAAUGUUAUGCCAUUGAGAAACUUUCAGCUGCACUCAAAAACCUGACGACCGAUCCACAAUUCAGUGCCCCAGCUUCCACCAGACCCCUAAACAGCCUGUUGCAGCCAGCGCUAUCCAGAGACCGAGGCAUCAUGACAUCGUCAGACGUGCUGAAGUUUGGUCCCAUGCUGCAGAACGUCCUCAUGGCCGGCUCCAUCACCAAGGCAGUACAGAUGCUGGGAGCCUUGCCUGCCCUACAGCAACUCAAACUCUUCUGCUCCUCUUCCUCCUCUCAAGAUGAAGACUUCCAGAAGGAUCAGGUCUUUAUAUGCAGCAAAGUAUCAAAGCUCCCAAUCCCCAGCUCCUCAACCAGCGUAGCCAGUCUGAAUCUGACCAAAGACAAUGGGAUCUUUAUCUCCAAGGAGAAGACACCGCAGCAGCCAAAUACAACGACGGUUACAACCUCUCAAAUCAAACAAACACCUGGAGCAACAGAUCUAGACCUACCUGUCCCAGGUGAGCUCCUCUCAGGGUUCAGUAACCCAGCCUACCAGAUGACAGCCCUGGCUCCACCUCCUCUAGAUUCAGGAAGUGACACCAGAGUGCAGCACCAGAAGCAAACUUCCUCUCAGCUCAUGCAAUUCCUGCGAACCAAUUGCAGGAAUGAGCCGUUCAUGGAGUUGGCCGCUUUCUUCCAGCACACCAGCUACUACCAGUACACCUCUGAUUCCACUGCCCCGGCAAUGACCUCUGACCCCCUCCCGGAAACAAAGCAUGCCCAGGAAACCCAGAAUGUUCUAGAAACUAAGAACCACAACGUCAGCGUCCCAAAGAAGGAGCUGUUUUCAGAGCUGCCAGAUAACCAGCUGAACCAAUAUGCCCCAGUGUUCACAGUAAAGCGUGUGGAGUCUGGAGGCUCUCUGAUCUUCAGCUGUAUCAUUGCCACCAAGACGGAGCUCUGGGACAUAGGAGACGUCUUUACCGAGGCGACAAGGAUCGGUCCUUCCUCUGACGUCGUCACCACCUCGGAGAACAAGAUGUCUGCCGCUAGUCUCCAGUGUCGGAGUGUAGAGAUCUCUAAUAAGACCCUCCAACCCCCAGCUCCAUCCAUCCACAGCCUACAGAUCAAAGAGGGACAUGUGACGGGGGAGGUUCAGGAAGAUAUCAACAAUAUCAGUCUGACUCCAGAACUCCAGAGAUUCCAGAACUGUAGUUCCUUGGUUACCCCAGGCAACCAGUGUCUGAACAUUCCAGAGUUCCAGAUCCGUAAGUUUGAGGAGAUGGCGGUGGUGGUGAGUCACGUGGUGCAUCCUGGGAACUUCUACAUCCAACAGGCCGACGCCACCCUCCAGCUGGAGGACCUCAACACUGAUAGUUUAGCAGAGCUGAAGUGUACUCCAGACAUCGGGACCUACGUCAUGGCUUGGUUCCCCCAACAGGAGAGGUGGUGUCGGGCACAGGUGGCCAAGAUAUGUGGCAUGAGUGGAGACAUCAAUGAGGUGGAGGUGAGGAGGCUGGACUACGGAGACACUUCCUGUCUGUCUCUAUGUAACAUCAAGGAACUCAGUGCUGAGAUGACAUCACUUCCUCUACAGGCCAUACAGGUCUCCCUGGCUAAUGUGCGCCCAGUGGACGUGUGUGGCUGGACCCAACAGGCAGUAUAUUGGUUCAGAGACAUGGUGGGCAACAGGACGCUGUACGCACGGCUCUACCCUCAGGGAGAGAGACACGACCCCAUGGUGGAACUCUUCAUGGAGAAGGGAAAACUGGGGUCCAUGAGGAGAGGAGCCUCUCUGUCUCUGAGACUGGCUCAGAAUGGACAUGCUAAACAUGACAAGCUGAGGAACCUGGGAUUCAAGAGAAGUAGUGCACAGGAGCGAACCAAGAAAUGUCAGUCUGCCUGGAACAAGCACCUUAUUUCCUGUUACACCCAGAAUAAGAACUGUCAGGCCAACUCCCUGGUCUGUUUCUGCUGUCAGGCCAACUCCCUGGUCUGUCUCAGCCAUCAGGCCAACUCCCUGGUCUGUUUCAGCUGUCAGGCCAACUCCCUGGUCUGUUUCAGCCGUCAGGCCAACUCCCUGGUCUGUUUCAGCCGUCAGGCCAACUCCCUGGUCUGUUUCAGCCGUCAGGCCAACUCCCUGGUCUGUUUCAGCCGUCAGGCCAACUCCCUGGUCUGUUUCUGCUCAGAGGCGUCAACAUUAAACAGGCAUUCCACCGGCAUCAGCGGCGUAAACAGGCAUUCCACCGGCAUCGGCCGCAUCUGGCUGUCUGUCAUCUUCAUCUUCAGAAUCCUGGUCCUCGUGGUGGCGGCCGAGUCGGUCUGGGGCGACGAGAAGUCUGGCUUCACCUGCAACACCCAGCAGCCCGGCUGCAACUCCGUCUGCUAUGACCAGUUCUUUCCCAUCUCACACAUCCGCCUGUGGGCCUUGCAGCUCAUCCUGGUGUCCGCGCCUGCUCUCCUAGUGGCCAUGCAUGUAGCCCAUCGCAGACACAUCAACAAGAAGAUCCUGAAGAAGUCCGGGCGCGCUUCCCCUAAGGAGUUGGAACAACUCAAGAACCAGAAGUUUGCGAUCGCAGGCGCCCUCUGGUGGACCUACAUGAUCAGUGUGCUGUUUAGGAUCAUUCUGGAAGUCUGCUUUCUUUAUAUAUUCUACUUGAUCUACCCUGACUUCAAGAUGUUCCGUCUGGUCAAGUGUGACUCGUACCCCUGCCCCAACACUGUGGACUGCUUCGUGUCGCGACCCACGGAGAAAACCAUCUUCACCGUGUUCAUGCUCUCCGUGUCGGGGGUGUGUGUUCUCCUCAACCUGGCCGAGGUGGCCUACCUGAUUGGCAGAGCCUGUCUGAGGUGUAUCCAUGGUAACCAGGAAGAGACGAAGGUAGCAUGGAUCGGUCAGAAACUGUCCUCCUACAAACAGAAUGAAAUAAACCAGAUGAUCGCUGACCAGUCGAAGUUCAAGUUCAACAUGGGAGCUAGGAAAACCUCUAUGGAGAAGGGAGAGAGGUGUUCUGCUUUCUAAUAGGCUGCCCUGGAGGGAGAGGGGUGUUCUGCUUUCUAAUAGGCUGCCCUGGAAGGGAGAGAGGUGCUCUGCUUUCUAAUAGGCUGCCCUGGAGGGAGAGAGGUGUUCUGCUUUCUAAUAGGCUGCCCUGGAAGGGAGAGAGGUGCUCUGCUUUCUAAUAGGCUGCCCUGGAGGGAGAGAGGUGUUCUGCUUUCUAAUAGGCUGCCCUGGAGGGAGAGAGGUGUUCUGCUUUCUAAUAGGCUGCCCUGGAAGGGAGAGAGGUGCUCUGCUUACUAAUAGGCUUCCCUGGAAGGGAGAGGUGCUCUGCUUACUAAUAGGCUGCCCUGGAAGGGAGAGAGGGGCUCUGCUUUCUGAUAGGCUGCCCUGGAAGGGAGAGAGGGGCUCUGCUUUCUGAUAGGCUGCCCUGGAAGGGAGAGAGGGGCUCUGCUUUCUGAUAGGCUGCCCUGGAAGGGAGAGAGGGGCUCUGCUUUCUGAUAGGCUGCCCUGGAAGGGAGAGAGGGGCUCUGCUUUCUGAUAGGCUGCCCUGGAAGGGAGAGAGGGGCUCUGCUUUCUGAUAGGCUGCCCUGGAAGGGAGAGAGGGGCUCUGCUUUCUGAUAGGCUGCCCUGGACGGGAGAGAGGGGCUCUGCUUUCUGAUAGGCUGCCCUGGAAGGGAGAGAGGUGCUCUGCUUUCUGAUAGGCUGCCCUGGAAGGGAGAGAGGUGCUCUGCUUUCUGAUAGGCUGCCCUGGAAGGGAGAGAGGGGCUCUGCUUUCCGAUAGGCUGCCCUGGAAGGGAGAGAGGGGCUCUGCUUUCUGAUAGGCUGCCCUGGAAGGGAGAGAGGUGCUCUGCUUUCUGAUAGGCUGCCCUGGAAGGGAGAGAGGUGCUCUGCUUUCUGAUAGGCUGCCCUGGAAGGGAGAGAGGUGCUCUGCUUUCUGAUAGGCUGCCCUGGAAGGGAGAGAGGUGCUCUGCUUUCUGAUAGGCUGCCCUGGAAGGGAGAGAGGUGCUCUGCUUUCUGAUAGGCUGCCCUGGAAGGGAGAGAGGGGCUCUGCUUUCUGAUAGGCUGCCCUGGAAGGGAGAGAGGGGCUCUGCUUUCUGAUAGGCUGCCCUGGAAGGGAGAGAGGGGCUCUGCUUUCUGAUAGGCUGCCCUGGAAGGGAGAGAGGGGCUCUGCUUUCUGAUAGGCUGCCCUGGAAGGGAGAGAGGGGCUCUGCUUUCUGAUAGGCUGCCCUGGAAGGGAGAGAGGUGCUCUGCUUUCUGAUAGGCUGCCCUGGAAGGGAGAGAGGGGCUCUGCUUUCUGAUAGGCUGCCCUGGAAGGGAGAGAGGGGCUCUGCUUUCUGAUAGGCUGCCCUGGAAGGGAGAGAGGGGCUCUGCUUUCUGAGGCUGCCCUGGAAGGGAGAGAGGGGCUCUGCUUUCUGAUAGGCUGCCCUGGAAGGGAGAGAGGGGCUCUGCUUUCUGAUAGGCUGCCCUGGAAGGGAGAGGGGUGCUCUGCUUUCUGAUAGGCUGCCCUGGAAGGGAGAGAGGUGCUCUGCUUUCUGAUAGGCUGCCCUGGAAGGGAGAGAGGGGCUCUGCUUCCUGAUAGGCUUUCAAGUCCUAGUUCUCACUCCUUUUCACUGCUUCAAACUAAAGAACUAACUCCAUCUAGUCAUAACGCCAAUCAUCAUUUAUUUCUUGCUCCAUUUAUUCGGGUGACUGGUGCUAGGUUCUGGUAGGAUAUGAAGAACAAACAGACCCAGACAGGGGGUAUUGGAUGGGCCCCCAAAAAAUAAAACUAACCCGGACAAACUCUAUGCUGGAUUGGAGGGAGAAUUUUGUUUCAUCGUGAUCGACACAGUCACUGUUUUCUCACAACCUUGGGGCAGGAACUAGUGGAUAAAGGAACAUUUGUUUCAGCACAUGACUUGACAAACCCAUUGUAUUGGAACUCACUGUUUCACUCCUACAGCGGAGAGACUGCUCCUACAGCGGAGAGACUGCUCCUACAGCGGAGAGACUGCUCCUACAGCGGAGAGACUGCUCCUACAGCGGAGAGACUGCUCCUACAGCGGGGAGACUGCUCCUACAGCGGGGAGACUGCUCCUACA